AGCGAACUGGCUUCAGAUAUAAAACCGAAAAACAAGAGGAUGGGCUAAUAAACAAAUGAUGCAAAUUAGAAUAAGACAACGAAGUAUAUGAACUAAUUAUUAGAUGAACUUUUAAGAUGGAUCUCUACGGCUGGACAGAACUGACCAGAGCAGUCUGUGGUGGGGACGUAAAUGAAGUCAGGAUGUUGCUAAAAGAGGGCGCUAACCCUGAUCAGAAAAAUGCAGCGGGAAAUAUGCCGUUGAUUUACGCCUCGAUGGGAGGUCAGGUUGAUAUGUUAAAGGUGCUACUUCCAGUAACAAGCAAUGUUAAUGCGACUAGUCAUAAACAAUGGACGGCAUUACACUGGUGCGCGUCCUUAGGGUACUCCAACUGUCUGGAACAUUUACUCCAAUCUGGGGCUGAUCCAAAUAUAAUGGAUAACUGUGGAGAGAUUCCCCUCCAAAAGGCGAUGAUAUGUAAAAAUGUGUCAAUACGAGCGGCCCGUGCGCUGAUUCAAGCCAACUCUAGACUGGAUUUACUUCAUUUCGAUUCACAAAGUAUUGGAGAUGAUAAUCUCGGGAAUGACGUUUGGCAUAAGAGGACGGCCAUUUUGGAAAUGUUGACAUAUGUCCGAUGUCCACCACGUAUUAUCAAAGAACUGAUUUCAAUGGGAUAUGUGCCCCAGAAUUUCAUUGCCAAUAACAUACAUCUCAAACAAUUAUUUGUGGCGAUUCACGAAAAAAUGUCAUCAUCAUGGACUUUGGCGGAACUCUGUCGAUACCAUAUAAGGAAACCAUUGAUUCAGAAACGAGGAUCUAAUGUGCCAAGUUUGAUUGACAAAAUGGAUAUACCACGCCCAUUAAAGAAUUAUGUUUCAUUCAGAGAACUUAACAUUUACGAGAGCAGCUAUAACCCUGAAGAAAUGGACGUGUGGUAGAUCACCAUAUGCUGAACAAGGAAUAGUAUAUUACUGCACUAAAGGAGUAAAGGGGUAACAAAGACUAGAUGUAAUUUGAGAGUACUUCUCUAAAAAAUGAAAAGUUUCUCAUAAUGUUCCUCUCUUAUUAAAAAUGUGAACAUUCAGUUGAAAUGUGCAAUCUAACAAGGAUAAGCCUUUAAGGCAAUCUAAAGCAUGUUAGCCACCAAGGAAACAUUACGGGUAAACGCCUUUAAGGAAUGUGACAUGAUUGUGUAAGCCUUUAAGGAAAUUACAUGUGCAAUUCUUUAACGAAAUGUGACAUGCACAAAUCUUUAAGGAAAUGUAACAUGCGCAAUUCUUAAAGAAAAUGUUACACAUGCAAUUCUUAAAGAAAAUGUUACACGUGCAAUUCAUUAAGGAAAUGCAACAUACCCAAUUCUUUAAGGAAAGGUGACAUGCGCAAUUCUUUAAGGAAAUGUUACAUGUACAAGCCUUUAUGGAAACCUUUAAGACAGGCACCAUAGAUUUCAGGGUAUUAGCUGAAUGUGUAAUCUGAAAUUUGCCUGACUCUCAAACAUAUAACACACAUGUGAUACUCUAUCAAAUAGCUGAGAAAAAUUAUGUCUUCUCAGGUAGAAUGAGAAACAUUAGGGACAAAAAUGAGCAAGAAUCAAAAACAAGGUAAAUUGAACAAGGGAGAAUUCAACAAAUAAGGGAGAACUUAAGGGAGAAUAAAUGAGGGAGAGUGAAGAUGAGGGAGAUGAGAUUAAAUAAAAUUGUAGUUUCAGUUUAAGAGUUCUCUCAAAACUGAAAUAAAGAAAUGCACAAGUAAUGAUAUCAAAUAAUGGUGUAAAAGUAAUCAACAACUGUUUUAACUUUUACACACAAAAAGGUUUUAGUCUAAAUUCUGUAACUCUGGUGGUUAUACUUAUUUGUGUAUGUUUAUUUCACAGUUUUCAAAGUGUAGAGCAUUCACCAACAAUUAGUACAUGUUUAUUGAAGAAAUGAAUGUGGCAAUUAUGUUGAGAAAAUAUUUUGUGAUAUUUAGUAUUAUUUACACACUUUUGUUCUGUGAAAUAAAUACAAAUUUUUAAAACUUGAACAUCUUACAAAAUUGUCUUUAAAGAAGAUAAAAGUUUAUGGAUACAAAAUCUGUAUUGAGCAAUAUCACAAAAUUCCAUAUGUAGCAAUAAAAUUUUUACAGCAUUACAGUUUUACAGUAUCGUUACAGUAUGACAGUUUUACAGU
Owenia fusiformis is the source of this 2147-nucleotide messenger RNA. NCBI's taxonomy places the organism in Eukaryota, Metazoa, Annelida, Polychaeta, Sabellida, Oweniidae. The record is from the annotation of a GenBank genome assembly.